Molecule: messenger RNA, 1404 nt
Organism: Varanus komodoensis (Komodo dragon)
Lineage: Eukaryota; Metazoa; Chordata; Lepidosauria; Squamata; Varanidae
Gene: GABRG1
Product: gamma-aminobutyric acid type A receptor subunit gamma1
Exons: 9
Coding region: 1-1404 (467 amino acids)
Biological process (GO): gamma-aminobutyric acid signaling pathway; synaptic transmission, GABAergic; monoatomic ion transmembrane transport
Cellular component (GO): postsynapse; dendrite membrane; GABA-A receptor complex
Molecular function (GO): GABA-gated chloride ion channel activity; benzodiazepine receptor activity; GABA-A receptor activity
Source: RefSeq, a predicted model, not a curated record
AUGGAGUCGUGGUCGUGCCCCUGCUCCCCUUUACCUCUGUGGAGCCCCCGCAGCGGGGUGAGGCUCCUGCUCCUGCUCCUGACUGUGCGCUUGGGGAGCGGCACUGAUAAAGCAGAUGACGAGGAUGAUGAAGACCUAACAGUGAACAAAACAUGGGUCCUUGCCCCAAAGAUCCAUGAAGGUGAUGUCACUCAUAUAUUGAAUUCGUUACUCCAAGGCUAUGACAAUAAACUCCGACCAGAUAUUGGAGUGCGGACUACAGUAAUCGAGACGGACGUCUAUGUUAACAGCAUUGGUCCAGUUGAUCCAAUUAAUAUGGAGUAUACCAUAGACAUCAUUUUUGCCCAGACUUGGUAUGACAGUCGUUUGAAAUUUAAUAGCACCAUGAAAGUACUAAUGUUGAAUAGCAACAUGGUUGGAAAAAUCUGGAUUCCAGACACUUUCUUCAGAAACUCAAGGAAAUCAGAUGCCCAUUGGAUCACAACUCCCAACCGUUUGCUUCGAAUUUGGAAUGAUGGACGAGUAUUAUAUACGCUAAGGUUGACGAUUAACGCUGAAUGUUACCUUCAGCUUCAUAACUUUCCUAUGGAUGAACAUUCCUGUCCGCUGGAGUUUUCAAGCUAUGGAUACCCAAGAAAUGAAAUAGUAUACAAGUGGAAGAAAUCCUCUGUUGAAGUUGCAGAUCCCAAAUACUGGAGACUGUAUCAGUUUGCAUUUGUAGGGUUACGAAAUACAACAGAUAUCUCCCAUACACAGUCUGGAGAUUAUGUCGUUAUGACAAUCUUCUUCGUUCUGAGCAGACGUAUGGGAUACUUUACCAUACAGACUUACAUUCCUUGCAUAUUGACUGUUGUUCUUUCCUGGGUCUCAUUCUGGAUUAAUAAAGAUGCAGUGCCUGCAAGGACAUCACUAGGGAUCACUACUGUGCUGACUAUGACAACGCUGAGUACAAUUGCAAGAAAGUCUCUUCCCAAGGUUUCCUAUGUGACUGCAAUGGACCUCUUCGUCUCUGUGUGUUUCAUUUUUGUCUUCGCUGCCUUGGUGGAAUAUGGCACCUUGCACUACUUCACCAGCAACAAAAAGGGGGCUAAGGAAAAAGACAAGAAAUCAAAAAGCAAGCCAUCGAAUCCGCCUGUACUUCCUGUCCGCCCUGGAUCAACGUUAAUUCCAAUGAACAGUAUCCGUCACUUUCAGGAACGUGAUGAUAAUUAUGGUUAUGAGUGCCUUGAAGGUAAAGACUGCACCAGCUUCUUUUGCUGCUUCGAUGACUGCCGCACGGGGUCUUGGAAAGAAGGAAGAAUACACAUCCGAGUGGCUAAAAUUGACUCCUACUCUCGGAUCUUUUUUCCCACAGCCUUUGCCCUAUUCAACCUUGUUUAUUGGAUUGGAUACCUUUACCUAUAA